AUGGCUGAAGAUCCAGCACCGCAGCAGGCACAAGGCAACAUAAACGUUCAUAAUCAGUCGGUUUCUAUACAACCCGUGCCAGAAUUUAAUCCCGAUGCAGAAGUGGGCACCAGUUUAGCAACGCGUUGGAAUACGUGGAUAGAAGAUUUCGAAAUGUUUGUCAUCGCUAGUGGUAUACAAGAUAAAAAGCAAAAACGUGCUUUACUACUCUAUCAAGCCGGUUCACGAGUACGUGAGAUAUUUCAACAGCUAACCGAAACAGGGACAGACAAAGAUUACAAUGUCGCUAAAGCAAAACUCAAAGACCAUUUUGAGCCGCAAAAGAAUCGUCGAUACGAAGUGUUUAAAUUUCGCGAAGCUAAACAAGAACCGAAUGAAACGCUUGACCAAUUUCAUACUCGAUUACGGUCGUUGGCGCAGACGUGCACCUUUGCUGAUGCUGAUUUCGAAAUAGAACAACAGAUUAUUAUGGCGGGUACUUCAUCACGAAUACGAAAGAAAGCUUUACGAGACCCUACAUAUAUUCUGAAAGAUAUUCUCGUUGAUGGACGGCGUGAUGAACAAAGCGCAUAUCAGGCACAAGAUAUCGAGGCGAAAGAUCCGAAAUACGACAAUUUAAACGAAGUGAAAUCGAAGCAACAAUGUCAUUUCUGUGGAGGUUCAUACCCACACAAAAGAACUUGCCCAGCAAAAGGGAAAGACUGUCAUAAAUGCGGGAAGCAAAAUCAUUUUGUGAAGGUUUGUCGGGGAAAACCGAAACGAGAGCAAAAAGAAAGCAAACGAUCCAUAAAUCCGCUUAAAAUUACGAACAGUGAUUCCGAUUCAAGCUCAGACGACUAUUUUUACGCAGUAAAAAGUAACAAAACACCGAAGGUUCGCGUGACAGUGUGUAAACAUUCAUUCGACGCGACAAUAGAUACGGGUGCAACAAUUAAUGUCAUUGACAAAACAACAUUUGAUAGAAUGGACGGAGUUGAGCUUAAGAAAACAAACAUCAAAGCGUUUGCAAAUAAUGCACAAGAACCAGUUAAAUUCCAAGGGAAAUUCGAAGCUACAAUCGAGACUCGAAAGCGUGUCGCCGUUGCAACCUUUUAUGUGGCACAAAUGCCAGACAGUGGAAAUCUGAUAUCUGCCACAACUGCCCAAGAUCUCGGGUUAAUCAGCCUACACAUUAACAAGGUGUCAAAGUCUAAAGAUGCAAAAAUUGACAAAAUGUUAUCGAAACAUGCGAAAGUAUUCAGUGGUUUGGGAAAAUUAAAGGACGAGAAAGUCAAACUGAACAUAGACCAAAGUCAGCAACCUAAAGCCCAACCGCAAAGGCGUAUCCCAUACCACAUUUGCGAGAAAGUGACAUGCGCAUUGGAAGAAUUAGAAAAGGAUGACAUCAUAGAACGGGUACCUGAAAACCAACCUACCCCAUGGGUAUCCCCCAUUUUAGCUGUACCAAAGAAAGACGGUAACGUAAGAAUUUGUGUAGACAUGAGACAAGCUAACGAAGCUAUAAAACUUGUGAGACAUCCAAUCCCUACAGUGGAAGACAUAAGCUUAGAACUAAAUGGUGCCAAAUGGUUUUCAAAACUAGACUUGUCGCAGGCAUAUCACCAACUAGAACUGGAUGAGGCUAGCCGGUAUAUCACAAUAUCUCUAUUAAACUAA
Messenger RNA from Paramuricea clavata, 1656 nucleotides. Lineage: Eukaryota; Metazoa; Cnidaria; Anthozoa; Malacalcyonacea; Plexauridae. The record is from the annotation of a GenBank genome assembly.